AUGUCGCUACAUCACACCCCUCCGUCCAGGGGAUCGGAGCAGCCACCCGUCACACCGGCAGGGCCAAGCGACAUCGAACUACCUCACGGGAGUGCACCCCAAUUGGAGCCGCUCAUUGACAUGGGGCCUCCGUUCAGCGACAAUGUCAUCGAGUCCAUCACAGCGUGUGAAAUUCCACCGUUUUGGAAACAACAGCCAGCUCUGUGGUUCGCUCAAAUAGAAUCACUAUUCCAGAUACAUCGUGUUCGCUCUGAUGACGGCAGAUAUCACCUUGUCAUCGGUGCACUCGACUCUAAAGCAAUUCAGGAAAUAGCGGACAUCCUGGCAUCACCACCUGUCAUUGACAAGUAUGUCACUUUGAAAACGCAGUUACUUGCACGUUUCGCAGAUUCUGCAGACAAGCAGCUCCACCGUCUACUCACAGACUUGGAGCUUGGCAAUCGCAAGCCCUCGCAACUCCUCCGUCACAUGAGGACGCUUGCAGGCGACCGAGUGUCACAGGACAUCCUGCGAGUGCGCUGGCUAGCACUUCUACCACCCGGGAUACAGCGAGUCCUCAAGAUCCUCCGGACAACCUGUUUGGAGGACCUCUCAACAGUUGCAGACGAGCUCAUGGAAGGCUCUUCUACAUCUCAAGUUCUUGCAGUUGCUGCACCACAUUCACUGUCACCAGGUAGACUGGGAGCUGCAACCUCUGCCGACACCCAAACCAUUCAGCGGUUAGGAGAAGCAGUGACCACCAUGCAACAGUCCGUCGCACACCUGACGACUCUGCUUGAGCGCCUGCUGCCUGCUGUUGUCCACCAAGGACAGCCCACCCAGCGUCAACGUACACGUUCCAGGUCGCGUUCUCGUAACAGCCAUACUCAGCAACUAACCAGUCAGUGGUGCUAUUACCACCGCCGCUUCGGUGCUGCUACGAGACGAUGCCAGCAGCCGUGCAGCUUUACAUUCCAAGCCACCAAUGCAAAUGGCGCGGGAAACUGA
This is a messenger RNA of Harpegnathos saltator (Jerdon's jumping ant), 987 nucleotides long. RefSeq lists its product as uncharacterized. The transcript has a single exon. Bases 1 to 987 code for a protein of 328 amino acids. The record is from RefSeq and is a predicted model, not a curated record. Lineage: Eukaryota; Metazoa; Arthropoda; Insecta; Hymenoptera; Formicidae.